Westerdykella ornata is the source of this 360-nucleotide messenger RNA. RefSeq lists its product as uncharacterized. The record is from RefSeq and is a predicted model, not a curated record. Lineage: Eukaryota; Fungi; Ascomycota; Dothideomycetes; Pleosporales; Sporormiaceae. Bases 1 to 360 code for a protein of 119 amino acids. The transcript is spliced from 2 exons.
AUGCUCGCUCAAACGGUCACUGAAUUGGAUGUAACCUUCGUGGAGCAGGUCCGAGAUGAAGUGGCACUGGGCAUGGAUGCGUUCGACAUGAUCGCUUCCAUGGAUGAGCCCACGAGUGCGAAGCAGAUUACACUUUCUUCCUAUCUUCUCACAGUACUAGAGAGGAUCGCACCCCGUCUGGAAGCUUACUAUAGCUCACUCUCGCAAGAAUCGAUCUACCGCCCCGAAACCGAGAAGAACCCUGCUCUAACACGAUGGAACAAUGUCCGCCGCAGGAUAAUGGAGGAAUCUUUCUUUGUCGUCGCUAAACCUCCGGACAUAUAUUCCGGCGAGGGGCUAUCGAUGGGCCGGCCUCACUAG